This is a messenger RNA of Eucalyptus grandis, 579 nucleotides long. RefSeq names its product 7-deoxyloganetin glucosyltransferase-like. Bases 1 to 579 code for a protein of 192 amino acids. Lineage: Eukaryota; Viridiplantae; Streptophyta; Magnoliopsida; Myrtales; Myrtaceae. The transcript is spliced from 4 exons. The record is from RefSeq and is a predicted model, not a curated record.
AUGAGGCUGAAGCACCUUCACAUCCUCAAGGCAAAGGGUUUUACACCACCCAAAGAUGAAUCCCAAUUGAUGAAUGGGUAUUGGGACACCCCUAUAGACUGGAUCCCAGGAAUGAAAAACAUAAGGGUGCGCGACAUUGCCAACAACUUUCGAAUCCCCGGCUCCGACGACACCUUGCUUAACUUCACCACCGACGCCAUCAAAAGGACCAAUGACGCAACGCACAUCAAGUGCAAUCUCUUGGAAGAGCACAACGAGGGCCUCCACCGGUUGGAAUCGAAGGAGCCCAAGUCCGUGAUCUAUGUGAACUUUGGGAGUAUAGUGCUCAUGACGCCUCAACAAAUGGUUGAUUUAGCGAUGGGACUCGCUAAGAGCAAAUGCUAUUUCUUGCGGGUCCUGAGGCUUGACGCAGCGAAUGAAGACACCACAACUCUUCCUAGAGAUUUGGGGGUUGGAUUGGAGAUUGAUGGUAACGUGAAGAGAGAUGAAGUGGAGAGGCUUGUGAGGGAGUUGAUGGAAGGAGCGGUGGGGGAAAUGAGAAGCAAGGCCAUGGAUGGAAGAAGAUGGCAGAAGAAGUAA